Messenger RNA from Closterium sp. Naga37s-1, 1143 nucleotides. NCBI's taxonomy places the organism in Eukaryota, Viridiplantae, Streptophyta, Zygnematophyceae, Desmidiales, Closteriaceae. The record is from the annotation of a GenBank genome assembly.
AUGGACCUAGAACCCGGUGUCUUGGAUAGCGUUCGCGCUGGUCCUUUCGGGAAGAUCUUCAGGCCGGACAAUUUUGUCUUUGGUCAGAGUGGUGCUGGAAAUAAUUGGGCUAAAGGCCACUACACGGAAGGUGCUGAGCUUAUCGACUCCGUUCUCGAUGUUGUUCGAAAGGAGGCCGAGAACUGUGACUGCCUUCAAGGUUUCCAAGUAUGUCACUCUCUUGGCGGUGGAACCGGCUCUGGAAUGGGAACCCUCCUAAUUUCCAAGAUGCGUGAAGAGUUCCCCGACAGGAUGAUGAUGACCUUCUCGGUGUUCCCUUCGCCGAAGGUUUCUGAUACCGUUGUAGAGCCAUACAACGCGACGCUUUCUGUCCAUCAACUGGUCGAGAAUGCGGAUGAGUGCAUGGUUCUUGACAACGAGGCGCUUUAUGACAUCUGCUUCCGAACUCUGAAGCUGGCUAAUCCGAGCUUUGGAGAUUUGAAUCAUCUUAUAUCUGCGACCAUGAGUGGGGUCACAUGCUGUCUUCGCUUCCCUGGACAGCUUAACUCCGACCUCAGGAAGCUUGCCGUCAACUUGAUUCCGUUCCCUCGUUUGCAUUUCUUCAUGGUUGGAUUCGCUCCUCUGACUUCUCGGGGUUCCCAGCAGUACAGGUCAUUGACGGUUCCUGAGCUCACUCAGCAGAUGUGGGAUGCGAAGAACAUGAUGUGCGCUGCAGAUCCACGCCAUGGUCGCUACUUGACUGCUUCAGCAGUGUUCAGGGGAAAAGUCAGCACGAAGGAGGUUGACGAACAGAUGCUGAAUAUUCAGAACAAGACCUCCUCCUACUUUGUGGAGUGGAUCCCCAACAACGUGAAGUCGAGUGUGUGCGACGUAGCUCCUACGGGACUCAAGAUGUCAUCCACGUUUAUUGGGAACUCCACCUCGAUCCAAGAAAUGUUCAAGAGGGUUGGUGAGCAGUUCACGGCCAUGUUCAGGAGGAAGGCCUUCUUGCAUUGGUACACAGGCGAAGGCAUGGAUGAGAUGGAGUUCACGGAAGCAGAGAGCAACAUGAACGACCUGGUUUCCGAGUACCAGCAGUAUCAGGAGGCGACGCUGGAUGAUACUCCUCUGGAUGAGGAAGAGCGUGAGUUUGAUGAUGCUUGA